UUCACACUUGUUAUCACAAGCUUCUUCACCGGCAAAGCUUUAAUGAAAUACAAGAAUCUCUCUUUCUUUCGCACUUUUCCCUUUUCUUAGCAGUUCAGUGUAUUCUUUUUCCAUUAAAUAGAGGAAAGAAAAAGGUGCAAUUCUCCUCGAGAAAUGCUUAUGUGAGUUCUUGCAUAAUUCUAGACAGUCUUUGUCUUGUGCAGGGGCAAAUGACAUCCUUAGCCUCAGAUAGACUGCCAGAGUUAAAUUCAUCCCUUAUAUUAGGAAAUCCUAGCAGACUACCAGUCCUCUAGGAUUGAACUUCUUGCUUAGAUUUCCAAGUUGCUAUGGCGGUCUUUUGAAUUUUUAGAGGGUCUCCACUAAUUGCUAUAGUGAAUAGCAAGCCUGUUAAACAUUAUGAUCAGCAAUACUGAAGAUGAGGAAUUGGGCACCAAGCCCCUCAGGAGGUUAUCUGUCUUCUAUUAUGGUGUAGGGCACAUGCUGAAUGACAUAACAUCUGCCUGCUGGUUCACUUAUCUCUUGGUCUUCUUGACUGAUAUAGGAUUAUCCCCAAGUGAUGCUGCGGUUGUUAUGCUUUCUGGCCAGAUAGCUGAUGGCUUUACCACCAUAUUUGCUGGUGAAUUGAUUGACAGGUUUGGACACUUCAAAAUAUGGCAUGCUGCUGGAUCACUUUUAGUUGCAAUCUCAUUUUCUUCAGUCUUUGGUGGUUGCCUCCCGUGCAAAGUUCUUGGUUCCAGUUCUUCAACUCUGAAAACUGUUGGAUAUAGCACAUUUGCUGCAAUCUUCAACGUGGGUUGGGCUGCUACUCAAGUGUCGCAUAUGUCAAUGGUGAAUUGCAUCACACUAAAUUCAACAACUAGAGUAGUUUUAGCUAGCUGCCGCAAUGCUUUUACAAUGGUUGCCAACCUUAGCUUGUAUGCAGUUGCAUUCUUUGUCUUCAAGGUCAAAACAUCAGGAACACCAAUUUCUGUUGAGAAUCAGUACCGCUGGAUUGCAUACAUAUCAAUAGCCAUUGGAUGCUGCUUUGUGGGCGUAUUUCAUCUUGGAACUCAAGAACCAAGAUUGAAACAAGAUGCUCACGGAAAGGGUUAUGCUCGAAUUUAUUGGACAUACUGGUUUAAGAAAAUUCUGUACUACCAAGUUGCUCUUGUAUAUGUGCUCACUAGACUAGUAACCAAUGUUUCUCAGGCGUAUCUGGCCUUCUAUGUCAUCGAUGAUCUUCAGAUGCCCCAGUUUUCAAAAGCUUCGGUUCCUGCUGUCAUCUACAUUUGCAGCUUCAUUGUAUCGGUCCUGCUACAGGAAAUGACAUGGACUGGGCCACGCUUAAAGUCCUUUUAUUCUGCUGGAGGACUACUAUGGCUAUUUUGUGGUGCAGGAAUAUUUUUUUUACCAAGAAGCCUGAGUUAUUUGAUGUACUUCUUGUCAAUUGUUAUUGGAAUUGCAAAUGCCCUCAUUAUGGUGACCGGAGUAAGCAUGCAAAGUUUCCUAGUCGGUGAGGAUGUCCAUGGCUGUGCAUUUGUUUAUGGAUCAUUGAGCUUUCUGGACAAAAUUUCAUGUGGAGUAGCACUAUGCAUUCUUGAAUCAUACCAAAAUUCAUCAACCAAAGUACAUUCCUGUAGCCCGACAAACUCCUGUUUCUCUGUUGCUAGAUUUGGAUUAGGUUUUGUUCCUGCUGCUUGUGCACUCUUUGGUGUGGCAGUUACAUGCAGCAUGAAGCUCCAGCCCCCCACUCCAAAGCCUUUGAUGGAACCCUUAUUGGCAUAGAUUUCACAAGACAUCAACUUAAAUGUACAGCAACUCUCAAUAGAAGAAACAUACGCAGACAAUGAUCAAAUGAAACGGAUCGCUUUUGAUACCAAUUCAAAUGCAGCUCCUCAUUUUCUCACUGCAAUCCUAGUAGCUCUACUCAUUGAUGAUGUUACACUUUUUGUUUGCACUGUUUACUCUUUUCUUGCCUGAUUGCAGACAAAGGGUUUUGUGGUUCUUGCAGAAAAAGUUGAAUACAGGAAUUUGCAAACUAGGAAAAAUAUAACAUUUAUACACUCUCUCUCUUGCAAACAUUUAUGACAUUUAUAACACUUAUCCUUAUGCUUGUAAGUUAUAUUCUUGAUUGU
Messenger RNA from Coffea eugenioides, 2114 nucleotides. Its product is annotated as major facilitator superfamily domain-containing protein 12-like. Gene Ontology annotation, cellular component: membrane. Gene Ontology annotation, molecular function: symporter activity. Gene Ontology annotation, biological process: carbohydrate transport. The record is from RefSeq and is a predicted model, not a curated record. Bases 397 to 1764 code for a protein of 455 amino acids. Lineage: Eukaryota; Viridiplantae; Streptophyta; Magnoliopsida; Gentianales; Rubiaceae. The transcript has 14 exons.